Molecule: messenger RNA, 4923 nt
Organism: Nomascus leucogenys (northern white-cheeked gibbon)
Lineage: Eukaryota; Metazoa; Chordata; Mammalia; Primates; Hylobatidae
Gene: CYRIA
Product: CYFIP related Rac1 interactor A
Biological process (GO): regulation of actin filament polymerization
Molecular function (GO): small GTPase binding
Source: RefSeq, a predicted model, not a curated record
CGGCGGAGCCGGCGGCGGAGCAGGGCGGCGGCGACUCGCAGGGUACCACCAUCUUAAGAACAGAAAAGCUACAGGACUCUAGGAGGCCACUGUCCUGAUUUGGGAAGUCCAACUUACUUUGGCCAGACAGCAGCUAAGCUGGUUCAUCCCAUCAGCCUGGAUUGGUGAAACUGAAUCACAGGAGAUAUUUCCAGGUUUGCUGGGAUGGGAAACCUGCUCAAAGUCCUUACCAGGGAAAUUGAAAACUAUCCACACUUUUUCCUGGAUUUUGAAAAUGCUCAGCCUACAGAAGGAGAGAGAGAAAUCUGGAACCAGAUCAGCGCCGUCCUUCAGGAUUCUGAGAGCAUCCUUGCAGACCUGCAGGCUUACAAAGGCGCGGGCCCAGAGAUCCGAGACGCAAUUCAAAAUCCCAAUGACAUUCAGCUUCAAGAAAAAGCUUGGAAUGCGGUGUGCCCUCUUGUUGUAAGGCUAAAGAGAUUUUACGAGUUUUCCAUUAGACUAGAAAAAGCUCUUCAGAGUUUAUUGGAAUCUCUGACUUGUCCACCCUACACACCAACCCAACAUCUGGAAAGGGAACAGGCCCUGGCAAAGGAGUUUGCUGAAAUUUUACAUUUUACCCUUCGAUUCGAUGAGCUGAAGAUGAGGAACCCGGCUAUUCAGAAUGACUUCAGCUACUACAGAAGAACAAUCAGUCGCAACCGCAUCAACAACAUGCAUCUAGACAUUGAGAAUGAGGUCAAUAACGAGAUGGCCAAUCGAAUGUCCCUCUUCUAUGCAGAAGCCACACCAAUGCUGAAAACCCUUAGCAAUGCCACAAUGCACUUUGUCUCGGAAAACAAAACUCUGCCAAUAGAGAACACCACAGACUGCCUCAGCACAAUGACAAGUGUCUGUAAAGUCAUGCUGGAAACUCCGGAGUACAGAAGUAGGUUUACGAGUGAAGAGACCCUUAUGUUCUGCAUGAGGGUGAUGGUGGGAGUCAUCAUCCUCUAUGACCAUGUCCACCCUGUGGGAGCUUUCUGCAAGACGUCCAAGAUCGAUAUGAAAGGCUGCAUAAAAGUUUUGAAGGAGCAGGCCCCAGACAGUGUGGAGGGGCUGCUAAAUGCCCUCAGGUUCACUACAAAGCACUUGAAUGAUGAAUCGACUUCCAAACAGAUUCGAGCAAUGCUUCAGUAGAGCUCUGCUCAAAGAAGAGGAUCUAUGUGCUGACCUCAGAAGAUGUAUAUGUUUACAUAAUUUAAUACAGAUUGAUGUUAAUACUUGUGUAUUUACAUAACCGUUUCCUUCUUGUCACUGAAAUAUAUGGACCUUAAUUUGUAUCCUGACUGACUCAACCCAGCAGAGCAUAAAUUGACUUGAGAGCCUUACCUUUGAUGUCUGAAAUGAAACCCCCUUCUCCAAAGGCAAAAUUCGGAGACUUUGAUCUUUGCUACUGGAGUCCUUUAGCAACACCUGUAACGAUAAAAAAUUCCUAAUUGUUUGUGGUAGUAUUUUCAUUCUAGAUGUGUUAUCUCUCUGGGAAGUAUAGUUUAUAGAAACACAAAGUAUUUGAUUUCCUGUGUCGGCUCAGCUACAAGAAACACAACUGUUAUCUUGACAGAGGAAGAGAGGAAUCCAAGAAAAAUGCAUGUGGAGAAUUAAACCCAAGUGUUUUGAAUUCAGCACACCCCCCUCUGUCCUCAGACUGCAGUCUACACGUGCAACUUCUCUGUUUGCACGUGUUUUAUUAAUCAGCAUAUUCCUUUUCUGUUUGGAUUUAUAUCCCUCUAAUGUUCUCCUUUAAUUUCACAAGAAAAAAAAUCUCCUGUAUUUUAAUCAGUUAGUGGGAGAGCAGCAGAAAUAGAUAGAUGUGCUAUUGCCACUGGACUGAUGAAGGUGGCUGUCUUGGAACUGGGAGACAGGUUCUCAGAGGUGCACUCAGGCAACAGGACAGCCAUCUCUCUGCUUCAACCCUCUGCCUACAGGGAUUAGGGAAAUGGAGCUUUGGCUUUGAAGUUAUUUGUGAGUUUAGCAACCUUCCAGUUACCUGCAGAGUUCUGGGUGCACAGCCACCCCUCAUAGGAGUCUUGUUCUCUGAAGACCAUUCAUAUGAGAACAAAGGUCUAGGAUACUGCAUUAGUUACCAGAAAACUAGGGGAAUUUAGAGGGGAAAAAAAAUCCAAUCCAUGUUUUCUGUUUCCCAGGAUUUUAAAAAGUAGCUCUUCCCCAACCCUGUUGCUAGCUUGUUGCAAUAUAAAAGCCCUGGUGCACCUGAAUUUACUCCUGGCCUUACUAAUGAUUCAUAGUGUGAUCUUGGGAAACGUGUUUAAGCUUUCUGAGUCUUAACCUCCUUGUCUCUAAAACGGGCAGUUAAAACAAUCUUCAAGAGCCCUGUAAGGUUAACGCUGAUAAAACGACUGACUCCGCCCUUCUUCCUUAGUAAGUAGUAUCCAGAAAGCAUUGCCCCACCUUGUCUUGUUGAUGAACAAUAUUAUGAAGCCUGAAGUCAUUCUCUCUGUAGAUCAGAGCUUAGUUCGAAUGGAAUCAUGAAAAUCUCUGAUUCUGGCCUCCUAAGGAAAAAUGAAACCCAGAGGAUGUGGUCAUACAGGAUGGCUCCCAUGCGGUCCUAGAACCCAGGAUGCUUCACUCUUGACUCCAUGCUCUUCCUUUUAUACCGUGUGGCUGUGAGUACAUACUAUGGGAUGGGAUUCAACCCUUCUAAGUAAAUCCUCAGUCUGGUCUAUAUUGUUACUUGCCUGUUUCCACUAGAAGGAGUCACCCAGACAUUUAGUGAGUGAUAAUCCUAGAAGUUGAGUCUGAGUACAUCAGAGUUUGUCAUUAUUUGCAACAUCCCAGGGAUGAUCUGUAAGACUCCAUUGCUUUCUGGACUUUAGUGACCAGCUGAUCUUCCCUUGGAUCCUCCAAGAAAGGGGAAAAAAUACUUGUCUUAUGUUGUUUUAGCAAGGGAGUUCAGCGAAGUGGCAGGAGAGAUUCCCUGGUCUGCAUCUAAACAUCAGUCAACAGAGAAGGAAAAGGCUCUUUUCCUUGGAGAUUUUCAAGUUGAAGAAGUACAGCUGCUUGGAUGGAGGUUCUCUCAUCAGAAUAGAAAUGUGCUAGAUGGUCUUCAAGACCUUUUUGAACCUAUGGAUUCUAAACCUUAGAGGAAGCCAGAAUAUGUGAUUAUACCAGAUGAGGAAAGUUAGGAGAUAUUCAUCUUAAGAGAUAUUCUAUUUGGCAGUCACAUGUUACACUUGAGCAACAAUUGUCUAGACUAGAAAUAUAGAACCACACAAUGUUUAUCAUCAUUGGGUCAAUUUCUCCCCCUCUUUCAAGUGAGGAGAUUAAGGCUUAAAGAAAGGAAAGGACUUGCCAACCACCACAGGGCUCAUGAGAGGCUUGAACCCAUGUCGUGUGCCUCUACCACAGCUGACUCUCAGCUGGCUAAAGGAGAAAAUGUGAGGAAUUACCUGUCAGACUGAGUUCAGAGUAAAUAGAUGAGCACAUUUAUAACUCUAAAUUAGACUUUCUAUCAAAUGGGACCAAACAUAUGGAAGGGGCUGCUGUCCUGCCUCAAUUUAGCCAGGCCACCUUGUCUCAAAGCCCAGACUCAGCAGUACAUGGAUUCUGGGAAGUCCGGGGUCUGAAUUGUUGUCUCUGAUUACUGGAAGGACAGGUUAACUGAAUGUCUGUGAUCACUAACAGGUGAUGGGCUUUGUGCCCACUCCGGAGACAUUGUGGGAGACAAAUUCUUUUAACAGCCUGUCCUCCCGCCAUCAGGAGUCAUUGAACAAUCAUGGAUUGUUGUGUUUGGGUUUUUUUUUUUUUUUGCUUUGUUUUUGGUUUUGUGUGUGAGUGCGUGUGUGUGUGUGUGCUGCAUGCACAUGCGUCCAAGACUUAUGGGUGGUUUAGGGGAAAAUGCUAGCAACAGUAUCAAUGUCAUUGUUAACUAUAUUUCAUAUUUGAGGUCUCAUUGUUUUCAAAUAAACAGUGUUUUCCAUGACUGAGAUAUUUAUUUUUGGGAAAGCAACAAGGUAAAAAUUAUGUUUCUCAGAUGCACUGCUACUUUGGCAUUAUUACUGUGUUCUCAGAAACUCUUUGUGCGCCACUAGGAAUUAGUAGUAGAAAAAAAACCAACAACAACAGCAACAACAAAAAAAAAACAACUGGAAAUGGAUGUCUUCACUUUAGGAGUGGAGUAUUAACAACCAGAAAGAAAGUUUGGAUAUUGCCUUUUAACUACUAGUUAACAUCAUGCUUGAUCAACAUUUGCUCCUAGUUAUCACCAUUAAAUUAAGACAUUAAUGGUAAACUGAGGUUACUGAUGCAUCAUCACAUUUAAGUAAAAAUAAUUUCAUGCUUUCCCCAAAGAAAAAUUAAGCCUCCCAAUCUUAGGAUCCAACUGUGUGGUAGAAUUCAGAGACUUCUCAUUCAAUCUUAUAUCCUAUGCAGCUACAAAUAUUUUUUAAAUGUUAGUAAUAAACAUUGGAAUUUUGUCUUAAAGAGUUCAAAACCUUGGAACCCAGUUUUCUCACUACAUCUGUAAAGGCCAUUACAGACCCAAAGCUGUUUUGAAGUUUUCAUAUGUUGUUUGCUGAAGUCAUUGUAAUUUUUUUUGCCUGCUUUGCCUUUUUUGUACAGGGGUUUUGAGUGUGAAAUGAAAAUUAAAGUUUGGUACAUAUAUUUAAAAAUGCACCUCUAUUUUAUAUGAUGCUCAGGGUUGAGUGGGUGAUAAGCACAUGAUGAUUAGUCUACAUAGAUAUUUGCUAGAGACGUACUCUGAGAAGAUCACACCAGCAGCCCUUCACCUCUCUAUACCUGAAUUUCUUAAAAAAAAAAAAAAGUCAUACACAAAAUGUGCUACUCUUGGUACCAGCUGUCUUUUGUUCAUUUUGCAAGAGAACCCUGAAUAACAGCCAAAGGCAGGAAAUUACAAAAAAAAAAAAA